AAUAAUACCAACAACAAUUCUUACAUUAUGCACAUUUCUCUCUCUCUUCUUCUCAUCAUCUGCAGCAGUUCACCCUAACCAUUUCCAACAACCGCAUCUUCUUCUUUUUCUUUUCUUUCUUAUAUGACAUGAUUCGUCUCCGAAGGCAAAGCAAUGAUGGUAACGUCUCACCUUCCGAGACCCUUUUCUUGAAGGAAACUCUACUCCACCAAAAUCUUGGCUUUUUUCGGUGAGGAAAUAGGAAUUAGAAGGAGAGGAAUAAUACUAAUAAUAACAUAAUAAUAAUAAUUAAUAUAUUAUUAUUGUGUUGUUGUUAUUAAAAGUGGUGGGAAGGGAAAGAAUCAAAUAUGACGGAAGUGCUUCAGUUGCCUUCAUCGUCAAGCUGUGGUGGUCUCACACCCAAUGAUGGGUCGCACCCAAGUUCCCUUAUUAACGCUCCCACUGUGGAAGAAGGGGUGCUGCCACAGUCCCCUUUGGAUUUGGAAGCUGAAGAAGAAGAAGAGGACGAAGAAGAGAGAAAAAGGGAAAGAGAAAGGGAUCAGCUUUCUAUUUUGACCCUUUUGAUAGCUACGUUUCGGAAGUCUCUGAUUGGCUGCAGCACUACAGCUUCAUCUACUUCUUCCAUGGAGAUUGGGUGGCCUUCCAAUGUGAGGCACGUGGCUCAUGUCACCUUCGAUCGCUUCCAUGGGUUUCUUGGUUUGCCUGUUGAAUUUGAACCAGAAGUUCCCAGGAGGUCUCCCAGUGCUAGUGCAAAUGUUUUUGGAGUUUCAACAGAUUCUAUGCAGCUCUCUUUUGACGCCAGAGGAAAUAGUGUACCUACAAUACUGCUGUUAAUGCAAAGACAUUUGUAUGCACAAGGAGGCCUGCAGGCUGAAGGAAUCUUCAGAAUCAAUGCUGAAAACGGUCAAGAGGAGUUUGUGAGGGAAGAAUUGAACAGAGGAGUUGUACCAGAUGGCAUUGAUGUGCACUGCUUGGCAGGUCUCAUAAAGGCUUGGUUCAGAGAACUACCUACUGGGGUAUUGGACCCUCUCUCACCUGAGCAGGUAAUGCAAUCCCAGUCAGAAGAAGAAUGUGCUCAGCUUGUGAGGCUUCUUCCUCCAACAGAAGCUGCCUUGCUAGAUUGGGCAAUAAACUUAAUGGCAGAUGUUGCUCAAAUGGAAAGCUUGAACAAGAUGAAUGCACGUAAUAUUGCAAUGGUUUUCGCACCAAACAUGACCCGAAUGGCAGAUCCUUUGACUGCUUUAAUGUAUGCAGUACAAGUCAUGAAUUUUCUCAAGACACUGGUCGUAAAGACACUUAGGGAAAGAGAGGAGUCUAUUGUAAAAUCAAAUCCUGGUCCAAACCUUAAUUCUUUUGACGAUGAUGGACACCAUAGCAAUUCAGAAAUGCUACACAAGGUUGACAGUGAAGGUGGAAAUGAUUGUAGUGACGAUGAGGAAGAUACACUAUUUGUCACUGCAGAGCCAUCUCAACAAAGCCCCAGUCAUCUUACUGAAGAUGCCUGUGAAACUGAAUCCAAAAGUUUGCCGACAUCUACCGAAAAUUUGAUUUCUGCAGGAACUAGGUUGUUGGUUGACAGUUGUCCCUGCAAUCUUUUAUCUGAAAUUUGUUCUUUGGCAAUUGGGCUUCAAGACUGUGGCCUCACCACUGGGCAGACAAAGGGGGAUCCUGCAAAAUUUUGCAGGAGCAAAAGCCUUCAGUUGAGUACUUAUGAUAUAGAGAAAUGUCCCAAAAAGGUGGUUGAGCUUCCGGUAGCAGGAGCUGCAGAGAAGAACCUCGGAACUGCCAUCAUUGGGCGAUUAAAUUCAAGAACAGAGUUGGCUGAAGCUUGGCGUUGAAAAGUUCUGAUCCUUUUAUCUUGCUUCCUGAGGGACAGGAUGACAGAAGAGAAGUGGUACUCCCAUAAUGUUUCUGCAAUUGUGAUUUCUGCAUAAUUGCUGAUGUCAUGAUGGAGGGCAUCAGUGUUGUGAAGGCACCAACAUGGGGAAGGAAAGGGAAGGGAAAGGACAAGGUGUAAAGGGGAGAUCUCUAUUUGUGUUUCCACGUUUGGAAAUUCUCACUACUACUACUACUACUAGAUUGGUGUUUGUGUUUUUCUGUUGUUGUUUCUUGCUGUGGUUUUUAACCAUGUUUCUUUGUUCUCUGUCAUUAACCAUGUAGACUUUCCUAACUAUUUUCUUUCCGUUGCUGAAGUAUAGAAUUUAACGAAUUCAAA
This is a messenger RNA of Vigna angularis (adzuki bean), 2215 nucleotides long. Its product is annotated as rho GTPase-activating protein 5. Lineage: Eukaryota; Viridiplantae; Streptophyta; Magnoliopsida; Fabales; Fabaceae. The record is from RefSeq and is a predicted model, not a curated record. Gene Ontology annotation, biological process: signal transduction. The transcript has 5 exons. Bases 348 to 1838 code for a protein of 496 amino acids. Gene Ontology annotation, molecular function: GTPase activator activity.